AUGACGUUACACAACUACAUCUACUUCACAUUAGAUUAGUACACAGAGCUUGUUAUACACACAUAGUUCGAAUUAAACCAGUUUCAAAAACGCAAGGAUGGAACUACAGCAGGGAAUGAUAUUUCAUUUAAUGAUUUUAUACCUUUUCCUUACACAAGGAUGCGGCAAAAUGUGCGAUGAAAGAUGCUGUUUAAACUAUUACAAACAUCGAAAUGGAUCCUGUGUCGAGUGUCCACUUGGUACAUAUGGAGUUAACUGUAGCGAAACCUGUGUCCGUGGAUACUAUGGCAAAUUGUGUCUGUCAGAGUGUGAAUGUUCCGUUCAUAAAUGCGACAAAAAGUAUGGCUGUUUGGUGGACAGAGUCAAUGAACCUCAGGACGACAAACGUGUCUGGACAGAUGUAGGGUACACUUUGGUAGGGUCCUUUACGACUUUGGGCAUUGUCGGCCUCAUGAUUUGCCUUAAGUCAUGGUGUUCAAAAAGAAGUGUUUCAAGUCAGGAUACUAACCAGAAUGAUAUUACUCAUCCAGAGAAUCACGAAGAAAAUCCUUAUGAGAUUCAUAGAAACUCGUCAUCCAGUGAAAGUGACGAUGUGGUUCCAGGACAAGCUACUAAUUCAGAUGACUAUACUGACUUACGAUUCUCCAGGAUGGAACCAGAACAGUGCACUACAAGCAGAAUGGAAGAUGACACUAAGCCUCAGCUUCCGUCUAAUAAAACCAUUCCUGAAAACAGUCACCAUGAUGAAGAUAAAAGCGAUGCAGGCGAAAACAACGGUGGGAAAUACAGCCAUUUAUCUCGACAGUCUACAUAUAAUGUAUUAUCUUUUCCCCGUUAUCAUCCUGAAAAACUGUUAUGUUUAGGGUUAGCAGAUUUUUCCUCCAUGAUUGAGCAAUAUCCAGAUGAACUUGUAGGUGAGUAUGACUCCAUUGACAUGAAUCAUAACAAGGAAAGUCCACAGGAGAUGGAGAAAAUACAAUCCGAGGAAGAAGCCGUCCGCCAAAGUCUGAUAGAUGAAACAGUGAACCAGUAAAUACUGCUAUCUCAAACAAGGAAAGAGAGAGAUAUAUGCCCAUGAAAGUUGAUAUUGAUAAAGAAAUCUUUCAGUUUAAAGUAAAAAGUAAGAGUCUCCCGCCUGGAAAAGUGGGUCACAAAGAGAUUUUACCUACACGCCCAUGGAGUGUGACGAAAGGCCAUUGACAUAUGGGUAACUAUGACUUUUCAAAUCACUUAACAAGGAAGGAGAUGACAAGAAGAUUUUGUUUGUUUCUUUGAAACAUCACUAGCUACUAAUAGUGAGGAUUCUUUAUCGUGCCAAUCCCUGUCAUAAUUCACAGCAUUCCCGUUUAAAAGGUCUCAUCCUAAAGACCAACGAAUCUCUCUUCCAAACACCGGGCGUUCGGUGAUGGAGCGAUGACCACCUAUUUUACGUUUUAGGUUUUACACGGCUAAAAAAGAGCAAGACUCGAACCCAAGGUGAAGAAGCGAACACCUUGACCUCUGAGCUACCAUGACCGUCAUCUCGGCUGAGAUUCGUCUUGGCUGGAUAUUUGGACUGACGCCUUCACCGAAUCUCAGAGCAGUCCUUCACAAUUCAUGUCUGGAAAUUCAAAUUCAACAUCAGCCGGUCGAAGUAAUUAAUGUGCACGUAUUCCCGUUUACGAUGAUUGAAUUAAAAUACAACAGAACAAUAUUUUUAGUCAUCAUAUUUUUCUUAAUUAUUUCUGGAAAGAGAUUUUUUUUUAAACAUCAAACUUCAAUUUCUUGAAAACUGGUGGUUAAACCUGUACCAACUUUGUAAAUAGAAAAUACACAUGUAUAAUAAUGAUAUGAAAAGGUAGAAUUGAAAAAUUCUCUAUACAGCAAUAUAUAAAAAACUUUAUAAGAAA
Ostrea edulis (European flat oyster) is the source of this 1889-nucleotide messenger RNA. RefSeq names its product protein draper-like. The record is from RefSeq and is a predicted model, not a curated record. Bases 98 to 1033 code for a protein of 311 amino acids. NCBI's taxonomy places the organism in Eukaryota, Metazoa, Mollusca, Bivalvia, Ostreida, Ostreidae. The transcript has 6 exons.